Haemonchus placei is the source of this 894-nucleotide messenger RNA. The record is from the annotation of a GenBank genome assembly. Lineage: Eukaryota; Metazoa; Nematoda; Chromadorea; Rhabditida; Trichostrongylidae.
AUGUUGCCCCUCACUUUCCUUUCAUUACUGCAAUGGAUAUCGUGUGAGGUGGCCAAUUACGGUACUGUUCCGAAAGGUCUCAACCCAACACUUUAUUCACCAGAUGAUCUAGUUAUACAACUCGAUGACAACACAUUUAAUGACACGAUAUUCUGCCACAACGGCAAGUGCACCUCAUAUCUUGUAGAGUUUUAUUCUGAUUGGUGUGGACACUGCCGAUCAUUUGCACCACUUUACAAAGAACUGGCAAGAGAUGUUCGCGGAUGGCAGGAUGUAGUGAAGAUUGCAGCUAUCAACUGCGCCGAUUCCUUAAACCAAAACACCUGCCAGAGUAACAACGUGCAGUUUUUUCCUUUUAUAAAGUAUUUCCCUCGAAACUCUAGUGAUGCAUUUUCCGGAUCGAAACUUCGUCCAUAUCAGUCUUUGUCUGAAAUGAGGGAUCAAUUGACCAAGGUAGUUAUGGACGAUUACGCUGUCAACUGUUUCAGCGACUGGCCUAAAUUCGAUUUUCUGGGAGACUUCGCUACGUGGACAGAUCUGUGGGAAGGUACUGCAGCUAGCACUCAAUACACUGCUAUUGUCUUUGAGAACCAUCAAGCUAGCCUUACAGGCGCUCAGUUGCUACUGGAUCUACACAAAAAGCGAGAUCGCCUUCUGGUUCGACGAUGCUUGAAGAACCACCCUCUGGCUGACGCUCUUCGACUCACCGACUUCCCUUCAUUGGCAAUAUUCAAGCGGGCCAAUAAGAAGCCUAUCUUAGUGGUGGAACUCCGUCGGCUCCUGCUGGCAGAGCUAGAAGGGUUCCUAUCGAAUGCCGAUUCAGACCAGCGAUCGGCUCAAUUCUAUAGCCGCAAAAACAAAACGAGCCCAUGUAAUGCAGAUCCAGAGAAGUAA